Molecule: messenger RNA, 1436 nt
Organism: Gossypium arboreum
Lineage: Eukaryota; Viridiplantae; Streptophyta; Magnoliopsida; Malvales; Malvaceae
Product: protein RKD5
Exons: 5
Coding region: 239-1204 (321 amino acids)
Molecular function (GO): DNA-binding transcription factor activity
Source: RefSeq, a predicted model, not a curated record
UUAUUAUUAUUAAUUAUACAGUCCAACAAAUAAUAAUAAAAUAGAACGUAAAACCAUGGUCCAAGACUGACUGGGAGACUGUCAUGCAAACUUGUCCAUCUUGACCGUAGACCUUCGGUUCUGUCUGCCUGCCUGCCUGCCUGCCUGCCUGCCUGCCUGCCUGCCUGUCCUUUUCUAUUUCUUCUACAUCAUCCCACAUCUGAUUCAUGUUCUCUUCUUCUUCUUCUUCUUCUUCUUCAUGGACUUGUCACAGGGCCCUUGCCUGACAACUCUCGUAGUCUUUGAAAAUACCAUCAACAAAGAGUUGAUCAGAAGCUUGCAUGUAUACCGAUUGGAGAAUGGAGAGGAAAAUGAGGUUGAGAGAGAGUUUGUGUUCAGAAAAGAUGGCCCCUACGUGGAAACUGCAGCAGCCCCUCUUCUUCUAUUGCAGGGGGUACCAGCCCACGAGCUUUUCGAAGGCAGAGUUAUCGGUUUGUGGCUCUGCUCUUUUGCUUUUCAUAUCCACCGUCUUCCACGUUUCUUCUUCAUUCCUUCUUUACUCUCCAUUUCCAGAAACCCGAAGUUGAAGUCUAUCCCGACACUUGCAAAUGAUCUUCAAUUGAUUUUCCAGAGGGGAUGUGGCACCGAAGAUAGAGGACCAUCUAGGGAGUUAUCUAAGGAAACUUGUACGAGGGAUGGAGAUAAUCAUUACCACUUGAAAAGAAGUCUUCUUGUACUUGAUCAGGAUCUUAAUUGCCUCCCUAAUUCAGGCGCUACUUCUGAGUUAUUGAAAUCUCGACAAACCGAACAAAAUGCAACAGGUGUUGCAGUGAAAAAGAAAAAAAGAGCUGACUCUAAGGAUGUAGCCAGAAUUGCUCUUGAAGAUCUUGCAAAAUACUUCGAUCUUCCUAUAGUGGAAGCUUCUAGAAAUUUGAACGUUGGUCUCACUGUCCUGAAAAGGAAAUGCAGAGAAUUUGGUAUUCCUCGCUGGCCUCACAGGAAGAUCAAGUCCCUUGAUGGUCUAAUUCGUGAUCUCCAGGAAGAGGCAGAGCAGCGGCAGCAAGACGAGGCUGCAGCCUAUGCUGUAGCAAAGAGGCGAAUGAUGUUGGAGACAGAGAAAGAAAGUAUAGAGAAGGAACCUUUCAUUGAAUUAAAGAGCGAGACGAAGCGGUUUAGGCAGGACAUUUUCAAGCGAAGACAUAAAGCUAGAGCUCUUAAAAAUUAGCACCUAUCAGUUUUCAGUGAUCAACUUUCUGAACUAGAUGAUUAAUAUAUUUCUUACUUCACCAAGUCCUACUUAAGGACUCUAGUGAGAUAAACACUUCCUUAUGUGAACUUUUUGCCUGGCCAAUAUAGUCACUAGUCACUAUGCUCUAGGACUAUGAGCAAAUGCAUUGUAAAGUUCUCGUUACAGGCUUCAUAUAUGUAUGGGUCCUUUAAGUGGUGCUUAUUUAAAA